AUGAGUGGCAAGGGAAAGAAGGGAGGAGACAAGGGCGGAGAGCUCAAACCUUGUGUACAAAUCAAGGUCAGACACAUUCUAUGUGAGAAGCAAUCAAAGGCACUGGAGGCCUACAACCUUAUCACACAGGAGGGCAAGUCAUUCGCUGAUGUUGCAAUGCAGUUUAGCGAGGACAAGGCGAGACAAGGAGGCAGUUUAGGAUGGAAGCAAAGAGGUGAUCUUGCAGGAUCAUUCUCUGAGAAAGCCUUUAGUAUGCCGAUAGGAGUCGUAUGCGAACCAAUCAGGACACAGUUUGGCUAUCAUGUUAUCUUGGUAGAGGAUAGGAAGUAG
Molecule: messenger RNA, 330 nt
Organism: Acytostelium subglobosum LB1
Lineage: Eukaryota; Evosea; Eumycetozoa; Acytosteliales; Acytosteliaceae
Exons: 3
Coding region: 1-330 (109 amino acids)
Biological process (GO): rRNA processing
Molecular function (GO): DNA binding; peptidyl-prolyl cis-trans isomerase activity
Source: RefSeq, a predicted model, not a curated record